GUUGACGGCAUCGACAGCUCUUCCUCGCUCUUCUUCAGGACGGCGUCGCUUCUGAGACGAUUCUCGCACAGCGCACUCUCCUCUGUCGCCUUUCGCAGUAGAAGAAACCGUCCUAUCAGCAUGUCGGACGAUUCGGAGACCAAUGUUCUUGUCGGUGUCAUCGGGGGAAGUGGUCUGUACCACUUGGACAACCUGACCUUCAUCAAGGAAGUCAACCCGGAGACACCCUGGGGCUUCCCCAGCGCACCUAUCUCCAUCUGUGCCCUCCCAUCGGGCACGCAGAUCGCCUUUCUCACCCGCCACGGCAAGGGGCACUCCAUCCCGCCCUCCGCCGUCCCCGCCCGCGCGAACAUCGCCGCGCUCAAGUCGCUCGGCGUGCGCGCCGUGCUUGCCUUCUCCGCGGUCGGCUCCCUGCGCGAGGAGAUCGCACCGGGCUCAUUCGCGCUGCCGAACCAGAUCAUCGAUCGCACGAAGGGCGUGCGCGCGGCGUCGUUCUUCCAGGAGACGAGCGUGGUCGCGCACGCGUCGUUUGGGGACCCGUUCAGCAACAAGUUUCUGAAGUGGCUGGAGCCGAGGAUACGGAAGGCGCUGGAUGAGGAGGGGAGGGGGGUGAAGCUGUUCACAGAGAAGACGAUUGUGUGCAUGGAAGGGCCGCAGUUCUCAACGCGGGCGGAGAGCUUGAUGUACCGUGCGUGGGGAGGCGACCUCAUCAACAUGAGCGUUCUUCCUGAGGCGAAGCUUGCUCGGGAAGCCGAGCUCAGCUACGCCCUUGUCGCCACUGCCACCGACUACGAUGCCUGGAGGCCGCACACUGGCGCUGUCACUGCUGCCGAGGUCUUCAAGACCCUCAGCGCCAACGCAGAGACUUCUCGCCACGUCGCCGCCACCAUCCUCGACGAGAUUCAUGCCGCCUUCGACACGGGCAAGAGCGAGGGUGAGGCUGUUCUGCUCGAGGAGGUCGGCACCAUGAAGCUCUCCAUCAUGCCACGCUCCGAGAAGCAAAAGGAAGAGGACCGUACGAAGCUCGCGUACAUCCUCCCCGAAUACUUCUCCGACUAGGCUCGGAGUCGUCAGUGUAUCGAGUAAUCAUAUUCGUAUCUAGAUUCUAUAGAUUGUAUCACCUCCCUGUGUAUGUACGCUUGGAUAUGUAUGUGCUAGUUCAACUGCUA
Schizophyllum commune H4-8 is the source of this 1169-nucleotide messenger RNA. Its product is annotated as Methylthioadenosine phosphorylase. The coding region runs from base 121 to 1059 and encodes 312 amino acids. Gene Ontology annotation, cellular component: cytosol. The record is from RefSeq and is a predicted model, not a curated record. NCBI's taxonomy places the organism in Eukaryota, Fungi, Basidiomycota, Agaricomycetes, Agaricales, Schizophyllaceae. Gene Ontology annotation, biological process: nucleoside metabolic process. Gene Ontology annotation, molecular function: S-methyl-5-thioadenosine phosphorylase activity. The transcript is spliced from 5 exons.